AUGCCCAACGACGACGGUGGAAACCUUGACCGGCCCGUGGGCGAGCUCUGGGUGGAGUUGACCCGCGACGAGAAGCAGAGGAUCUGCAACGCUCUCGUCAAUCGCAACCAGACCGAUCUGGUGCAGGCGCUUGAUACUCUCGACAGCAGGGACCUCGAGGUCAAAAGGGAGAUCCUGGACCUCCAGGCCCCCAUGGCUCUCAGGGACCACGUGGGGAGCCGGGCUUGCGAAGCCUCUCGGUGCCAAACAACAAGACCGACGACCUCGCCCAGUCCCGUUCUGGCUCGGGCGCAUAUACUACCCCGGGUGGACCACCCAAGCGCCGCAACAGUGACCAAGCAUCGGAGGGAACGUCUGAGCCGGCGUCAAAGAGGACUCGAACUCCACGGCCAAUGCUCCCAGCACGACGUCAGUACUAACGGACGAUCAUGA
Molecule: messenger RNA, 432 nt
Organism: Diaporthe batatas
Lineage: Eukaryota; Fungi; Ascomycota; Sordariomycetes; Diaporthales; Diaporthaceae
Exons: 2
Coding region: 1-432 (143 amino acids)
Source: RefSeq, a predicted model, not a curated record